Molecule: messenger RNA, 960 nt
Organism: Papaver somniferum (opium poppy)
Lineage: Eukaryota; Viridiplantae; Streptophyta; Magnoliopsida; Ranunculales; Papaveraceae
Product: Golgi apparatus membrane protein-like protein ECHIDNA
Exons: 6
Coding region: 151-702 (183 amino acids)
Biological process (GO): vesicle-mediated transport; protein secretion
Cellular component (GO): Golgi membrane
Source: RefSeq, a predicted model, not a curated record
AUCCCCUGUAGUCACACCCAUGUAACACUCCAGUUGAUUCAACGCAAUAAAAUAAUAAAAAUUUAUUGCUGGUAGCGCUCAGUAAAGGUGCUACGAUCGUCUCUCUCUCAGUACCUUGACACCAACAGAGGAAUUCUUCAAUUUCUUGUCAUGGAUCUAAACCAGCCUCCACCGGAGAAUUAUGCCAACCCAAAAACUUGUUUCUUCCAUGUACUUUUCAAGGCUUCUGCAUUGGCGUUUUACAUUCUCUCAGCACUGUUCUUUAGUAGCUUCGUAAUCAUUUUCGUGGUUACUGUAUUUCUCGCUGCUCUUGAUUUUUGGGUUGUGAAGAAUGUCAGUGGAAGGAUACUAGUUGGUUUAAGAUGGUGGAAUGAAGUUGAUGAACAAGGUGAAAGCGUGUGGAAAUUCGAAUGCCUUGACCAAGAGUCUCUGGCAAGAAUGAAUAAGAAAGAUUCCUGGUUGUUCUGGUGGACACUUUAUAUCACAGCAGUUGCUUGGGUCAUCCUUGGAAUAUUCUCACUUAUAAGGUUUCAAGCAGAUUAUCUACUUGUCGUAGGAGUAUGUCUGAGCCUCAGCGCCGCUAAUAUCAUUGGCUUCACUAAAUGCAAUAAAGAUGCCAAGAAGCAGCUUCAAGCAUUUGCAUCAAAAACAAUUGCUUCUCGUAUGACAUCAACUAUACAAUCAGCAUUCAGUGUUGUCUAAUACAACGAAAAAGGAUAGACUGAACUGCAGUGGCAGAAAUGUUUCACAGAACAGCAGCUGCAUAAAUUUUUUGAUUCAAAGUUGAUUUUGGUAAUAAACUACCAAGGGAUUUUAAAUAUAUUUUUUGGUAUAUUUUUUCCAAAGUAAAUCGGUUCAAGCCCAAUGGGAGACAUUUUGUACAGAGAUAAACAGACCAAAGGAUUGGUAAAUGAGAUGCAUAGUCACGCCGAUUGUCGUCGAUGUCUGGAAUUUACACUU